Molecule: messenger RNA, 1966 nt
Organism: Heteronotia binoei (common prickly gecko)
Lineage: Eukaryota; Metazoa; Chordata; Lepidosauria; Squamata; Gekkonidae
Gene: SCNN1A
Product: sodium channel epithelial 1 subunit alpha
Exons: 12
Coding region: 1-1902 (633 amino acids)
Biological process (GO): sodium ion transmembrane transport
Cellular component (GO): membrane
Molecular function (GO): ligand-gated sodium channel activity
Source: RefSeq, a predicted model, not a curated record
AUGAAGUCUGAAAAACAGCCAGAGGGAAAGAGGGUAGAGACCAAGGAGUCGAAAGUAGAGGAGGAGGCAGAGUUGGAAGAAGAAGAAGAAGAGGACGAUAACAGUAAAGGUCUCAUUGGAUUCUUCAGUUCCUACCAGGAGCUCUUCCAGUUCUUCUGCAACAACACGACCAUCCAUGGGGCCAUCCGGCUGGUUUGCUCUAAGAGGAACAAGAUGAAGACCGCCUUCUGGUCAGUUCUCUUCUUCCUCACCUUUGGCCUCAUGUACUGGCAGUUUGGAAUCAUCUAUGCCGAUUACUUCAGCUUUCCAGUCAACCUGAACUUGAACCUCAACUCUGAUCGGUUGACCUUUCCAGCUGUCACACUGUGUACCCUCAACCCCUAUCGGUACAGUGCUCUUCAGCAUGAUCUGGAAGACCUGGAUCGCAUGACCCAUGCAACACUGAUGGAUAUGUACAAAUACAAUAUGCCAUUGAGACAGAAAACCCGUACAGGCCAGACUAGUCGGAAACGCAGAUCCAGAAGUCUACACUACCACAUCCAACGUCACCCAUUGCUUAGAAAGAAGCGAGACACUCAAGGCAGCAUGGAGGAUAACAAUCCCGAAGUGGGCAUGAAUGACUGGACCGUUGGCUUCAUCCUGACUAAUGAAAACAAGACUGAUUCUUUCCACCAAAUGUACUCAUCAGGUGUGGACGCUGUACGAGAGUGGUACAGUUUCCACUACAUCAAUAUCCUGGCCCGGAUGCCUGCCACCAAGGACCUAGACGAGUCCAACUUUGAGAGCUUCAUCUACGCCUGCCGUUUUAACGAAGCAUCCUGCAACGAAGCGAACUACACACAUUUCCACCACCCCAUUUAUGGGAACUGCUACACUUUUAAUGACAACAACAGCACCCUGUGGAUGUCUUCUCUGCCUGGGAUCAAUAAUGGCCUCUCUCUGGUUGUCCGAACAGAGCAGAAUGACUUUAUCCCCCUCCUCUCCACCGUGACGGGAGCCCGAGUGAUGGUCCAUGGCCAGAACGAGCCGGCUUUCAUGGACGAGGGGGGUUUUAACGUGCGUCCGGGCAUGGAAACCUCCAUCAGCAUGAGAAAGGAGACGACAAACCGCCUCGGAGGCAGCUACAGCGACUGCACCGAAAACGGGAGUGACGUGCCAGUGAAGAACCUCUACCAGUCCCGUUACACUGAGCAGGUCUGCAUUCGCUCCUGUUUCCAGAUCAUCAUGGUGGAACGAUGUGGCUGCGGCCACUACUUCUACCCGUUGCCAUCCGGAGCAGUUUAUUGCGACUACACAAAGCACUCAGGCUGGGGUUACUGUUAUUACAAACUCCAGGCCGAGUUCAAGAAAGGCUUCCUGGACUGUUUCAGCAAAUGUCGGAAACCGUGCAAGAUGACAGAAUACAAGCUGUCAGCUGGAUAUUCACGGUGGCCUUCUUCUGUCUCUGAGGCUUGGGUCUUUCACAUGCUGUCUCGGCAGAAUAAGUACAACAUCAAAUCCAAGAGGAAUGGAAUUGCCAAAGUGAAUAUAUUUUUCCAGGAGUGGAAUUAUAAAAGCAACGGGGAGUCUCCUGCUUUCACAGUGGUGACGUUGCUGUCCCAGCUGGGCAACCAGUGGAGCCUCUGGUUUGGCUCCUCCGUCCUCUCCGUCAUCGAGAUGGCCGAGCUGAUUUUCGACUUCCUCGCCGUCACCUGCAUCCUGGCCUUCCAGUGGACCUACCUGCAUCGAUCCUCUGACCUCCCCGCCACCAGCAGCCACGACAACGCCGCCUUCUCCAGUGCGCCUUCUAUGCCUGGCGCCCCACCGCAUCUGCCUGUCGUGUCCGAGGUGGCCACGCUGCCUUCCUACAACAGCUUGGAAUCGCUAGCCAUGCACAGCUUUCCUUGCAGGGGAAAAGAGUGAGCCCUAGCCCCACUUGGACCUGCUGUGGAUUACUGCUGGAAAGGGGACUCAGCUUCUGCAACCC